UCCUGGUAUGAUGAUGUUACUUGUUUAAAAUGCAUAUUUGUUGCUGGAAGAAUGUGAUUGAUUUAUAGUAACAUUUGAUUAUGUUAGCUAUGAUGAAAAUGUAUCGUUUAAUGUCUUAUUUGGUUUAAAUGAUGUAUAUCAUGACGCUAACUAAUUAGCAUUGUAUGCUUAGUGUGUACCAGAGUGGGAGAAGCUGUCGCCCCGUUGCUCCACUGAUUAUUUCUCUUAAUUACAGAAGUACAGUGCUGAAUCUCAACAAGUGGUUGUGUGGUCCUUGUGUGAGUGUGAGAGUGACCGGUCCAGACACGCUACAUAAUUUGGUGCCGUGACCCGGAUGCGCCAGAUCUGCUGCAGCCGAUCGCUGGGGUUUGACAACGCUGGAUCACAACGCUGGAUCACAACGCUUCUGCAACUGAUGGACGAAGGAUCUUCGUCGUUGACGUUCUAGUGGCGGUGUCUGGACAUUGAACUGAACUGAGUAACUGAGCUCUCGUUCCACAUUACACACACAUCGGACUUUACACUUUGCGCACAUUGAACUGUUUUCCACUUUUUUAACUUUUUUUUUCCCAUUUCUGCUUGGUUAAGCAUACAGUAAUUGUGAGGUAGCUUAAUUUUUUUUUUUUUUCCCUUGUUUAUGCUUUUCACUAUCUAAAAUUGGCAAUAUGGCCGAAGGGGGAUGGAAUGAAGAUUUAGUGACGCCACACAUUGGCAGGGGGCGUGGGUUGUUUGGGGUAUCCGAGCCUGUAGUUGGCAAACCACGUAUCUUGGUCUAUGAUUCUGCGACUGAUCCGACUGUGCUUAAUGAGUCGAGUAAACCAAAGUCUUCCACCCCUGCCAAUGCUGGUCCUGACAGUGUUACGCAGCAACUGCGUGACCUUAUUGGUGAGCUCGGAAGCCAGAUAGGUGACUCCAUUGUCACACGUUUGUUAACAAACCAGACUUCAACAUCACCUGGUUCCGUUCCAUUAUUUGAACAGCAACCCUCUAGCACAAUGCCCCUUUCUACGAGCCUUGAUCUGUCCAAAUUAAACCUCAUAGUCAAAGCUGACAUUAAAGAACCACAAAUGUUCAGAGGGGAUGGUAGCGACAAAUGUUCCAUCCUAGAGUGGAUUGAACAGAUGAAUGUGUAUUUGUCCAAAAAGGGCUGCAGCAAAGUCGACGGGGUAGAGGAAAUACUGAACCAUCUCAGUGGCCGUGCAAAGAGCAUUGUCAAGGUUAAACUAAAAAGUAGCCCGGUUGCUGUGCUUAGCCCUGAAGUUGUCUACGAAGUACUGCAGCGCUAUUUCAGUGAGAGUCCUGGCUCGUGCCAGCCGCUAGCCGAUUUUUAUGCAACCCAUCCGAAGCAUAACGAGCACCCUGUUGACUAUUGGGUCAGGUUGAACGAGGCAGCUGAGCUAGCAGAUGCUCACCUGCAAAGAUGUGGUAGCAAGAUGGAAAAUAUGAGCUCAGGAGAUAGCAAUGAUGUUUAUCAGGAACUGUCCCAAUCUUGA
This is a messenger RNA of Megalobrama amblycephala (Wuchang bream), 1493 nucleotides long. RefSeq lists its product as uncharacterized. The transcript is spliced from 2 exons. NCBI's taxonomy places the organism in Eukaryota, Metazoa, Chordata, Actinopteri, Cypriniformes, Xenocyprididae. Bases 666 to 1493 code for a protein of 275 amino acids. The record is from RefSeq and is a predicted model, not a curated record.